Naegleria gruberi is the source of this 3168-nucleotide messenger RNA. RefSeq lists its product as uncharacterized. The record is from RefSeq and is a predicted model, not a curated record. Gene Ontology annotation, cellular component: guanyl-nucleotide exchange factor complex. The transcript has 4 exons. Lineage: Eukaryota; Heterolobosea; Eutetramitea; Acrasida; Naegleriidae. The coding region runs from base 1 to 3168 and encodes 1055 amino acids.
AUGGCAAAUAAUCAUCAUCAUCCUCCUCAUCAUCAUCAAAAUAAUAAUUACCCUAAACAUCAUUAUCAUGCCCAUUCACGAUUUAAUGUUAAUACUCAACAAAAGCAUUUACCACUUUUCAGAAGGGAUUUUAUUAUAGUGGCUGAGUUUUGUGAACAGAAGGGUCCGACACCUCUUCUCGUCUUGCCAAAUGAUCGAGCCUUGGAACGUUUCAAUGUUCAAAAGUUUGUAACAAGAGUAUUGGCUGGUGAUCACACAAGGAAACACGACAAGUUGGGAGAUAAUUGUACUUGGAUUUGUCCAGAGGAUACUCAAGUCUACUUGACAGAUUCUGCUCAAGGAGCUUUUGCCUAUGUACAUCACAUUACACUUCAUGAUAUCAAUGCAAGAGGAUAUGUUAGACCAAUGGUCAUGUGCUAUGUGACCAAUGAUAAGGAUAAAAUAAUGCACCAUUUUGAAUACUUGCUAAAUACCUUUACACAAGUUUCACAAACACUCAAGUAUGGAAACAAUUGUAAAUUCUUGAGCGAUACUCAACAUCAAUUAUAUGGAAUUCAGAAAAUAGAAAUGAAAUUACAUCCCAACAGUGGAAAUGAACUGUCUUCACCAAGUAUUAGUUCCUCACAGGAAUUAUCAAAUGAAGAAAAAAUUGAAAAACGUUGGAGAGAAAUGUCAGAAGGUUUAUUCUCUCCCAACAAUGAGAAUGCACUUUCAAAGGAUACUUUCGAAUUGGUAAUGAAAGAAUUGAAGGAUUUGAGACGAAGAUUCAUGAUACACAUGAACAAGUCCUCAUCCAUACUGAAACCAAAAAAGAAGACUCAAAAAAACAAAAAGAAUUCCAAAUCAGGUCCAUUACAAAAUCAUACAUAUUUAUUUGAAGAAUCGAGGUCAAGAUCUGCGAGUAAUAGCUCACAAUCUACCUAUGGAGCUGGGUCCACAGAGGAAGAUAAUUCCGAUCAGGAAGUUUCUUCGCUAGGAGAUCCUAGUAGUGGUGACUACAAAGUAGUUCAAAUUGUACAUAAUAGCAGCAGUGGAAACAAAUUGGAGGAAAAUGAUUUCAAUGAAGAAUUGGAUGAAGAGUCUACCGAACUCAUCCUCAAUAAGAUUGCUGAUGAGGAAACUCUUGAUACGGGGUUAAUCGAUCAUAUUUACAUGUCGUUUAGUGCUGGAACUUCCUCAGUUUCAUCUCUACAUUUACAUCCAACAUUUGCAGUUAAUCCUAAGGCAAAUCUGAAUGCUGUACCAUAUAAGAGUUCGCAUUUUGUUGGAGGGUUUAGUGGUGCUAGUGUUGGUGCUCCAACAACAGCCUUCUUGUCCUCUCCUCAUCAAGGUUCACAUAUUCAAAACACAUCUCAUAUGGUGAAUGUACUGAAUGAUAUUAGUGAUUCUCCAUAUUUGAACAGCAUUUCCAGUCCAACAUUCAAUGCAAUGAAUUCUCUCAAGGUUCAAAAUCCUGACUUUGUGGAAUUGUAUGAGACUGGUCUUUCUGUGUCCUCUCAUAAUUUGAAACAAUUCAUGCCAACCAUUUUAAGAUGUAUCCACAGAAAUACUAAUUUUGAAACCACCCUGAGAACGUUAGCUCAAAUUGCUGGACAGAAAUUUUAUGAAACAUCGGUUGAUUUGAUGUUGAAUAUUAUCGAACAUUUCUAUAGAGAUUGUGAUGUUAUUGAUAUGGAAAAUGCCGACUUGGAUAUUAUCAAUUCGAAUGACCUUAACUCAAUGCUCUUCAUUGGAAGAAACUUUUUAUUGGACUUUAAUAUUGAAAAUGGUUAUCAUUACCCACCAACGUUAAGCAAUACCACAUUUACAAAGAGCUUCCAAUACCAAUCAGCUCUGAAUACUAGUGCUAGCAUCAACUCUUCCAAUGAUGAAGUUUCAUGGUUAGACAAUGAAAAUACAUACAAUGAUGCUGAAGAUGAGGCACUAUCAACCAUCUCUCAUGAUGAGCAAGACAAUCCACUAUUUGGAAGCUUCCCUUCCUCCUCUCCUGUGAUGGCAAACAACUCUAUCGAACAAAGCAACUCUCUUUCAACCAACAACAGUGACCGCUUUCAACUGUACAGAAAUGGAUUCAAGGGCACUGGUUCCUAUGUCAAUAGUCUAUUCCAAGAAUAUGACAAGUAUGAUGAAUUAUUCCACGAAUUGAAAAAGAGAAAACAUAAUUCCUCCAAUUAUACUGCAUCAAAUAAUAACCAAAAUCAAUCCCUUCUAACCUCUCUCCUGUUUGAAUAUAAUUAUGGUGAGCAUAGUUACGGAAAAGGAAUAUUAAGGUUUUUCAGAGAAUUUUCAUUCACAAAAGAUAUUGCCUACUCCAUCAUGAUUGGUCGACCUAUAGUAAUAUAUGCAGAUUCUAAUCAAGAACAAAUUGUAAGAAGUAUUGUCAACUCCCUAGCUUUAUUCAUACCAGGGUUUAUCAAUGGAACAUUUGAAAAUACAAAGAAUGACUACUUUUCUGUUUGUUAUUGGAAGACCACUCCAAUCAAUAUUCUUGAUUUUUCCACAAACAAGAUUAUUGGGCUGAGUAAGAAAGUUCAUUUCCCUACAACAUUCGAAUCUUGGGUGAGCAUUUUGGAUUUGGAAAAUGAACUCUAUACUGGACCAAGCUAUUAUGGAAGAUAUUUGGAUAUUAUCUUUGAUGAGUCAAAGGAGUGGUUUACUGAGGAUGCAUUCUUGGCCUUUACGCAUGCCAUCUUUUUAGAAAUGGGCAUGAAGGCAUCACUCUACAAUCAAUUGUAUUCCAUUGCAAAAACUAGAGGGCACUUUUACAAGAAAUCCCUCCACAAAAUCUCAACCACUGAUCAAGCACCAAAAGAUGGAGGAAGAUCAUCUCUAUUUGGACCAAUGUUCCCAUCCCUACCACCACAAAUGAUUCACAAACAUAAUUCUCAAUCCUCAAAGAAAUCCAAACAAAAGAAAGCCUCUCAGCAUUCACACAGCUACCCUAUUGGUUCAGGUGCUCUGGAAUCCAUGAAAGAUUGCAGUAAGACCAUCCAAAGACAAUUAGGACUCAAAUCUUGUGACUCUAAAAUAGUUGAUUAUUUGGUAGAUUUGAUUCACAUUCAGGAAUCUAUGGAAUUAAUGUUAAAUCCAGUCCUUCAAAACUCCAUUCGUGUUGACACUGAAGUUUCUCUCAAGCAUACCAAUAAAAGAAGAAAACAAACCAAGUGA